Colletotrichum scovillei is the source of this 483-nucleotide messenger RNA. RefSeq lists its product as uncharacterized. Bases 86 to 382 code for a protein of 98 amino acids. NCBI's taxonomy places the organism in Eukaryota, Fungi, Ascomycota, Sordariomycetes, Glomerellales, Glomerellaceae. The transcript is spliced from 4 exons. The record is from RefSeq and is a predicted model, not a curated record.
GUAAAAGCUCCAAUAUCGAGUCGAGGCGGGAAAGCGAUUGCCAUCACCACACUAUCCAACCCCUCAUACUGAAAAUACAGUCAAAAUGGGAGGCGGUCCUAAGGUUCCCUACCCCAAGCACGUCUGGUCGCCGGCCGGUGGUUGGUACGCCCAGCCCGCGAACUGGAAGCGUAACACCGCCGUCAUCGGUGCCGUUAUGGCCGGUGUUGUUGCCGUUAUCUGGAAGAUCAGCGCUGAGAAGGAGGUGCGCUACGUGAUGCCUCAGGAGGGCCGGUUCUUCCCCAGCAGAUACUGGUCGAAGCAAUUGAUCGAGUACGACAGAGAACAGGCCGCGAGGAAGGCUAAGGAUACGACGCAGGCGGAGGCGAUUCAGAACUCAUAAACGACGACUCGGACGGUCGGAAAACUUUUGUACAAUGUAAAUACGGUACCCCAGGAAUUGAGCGCCGCGCGGUAGCGGCAGUUGCGAACAUUGGAAGACCC